Necator americanus (New World hookworm) is the source of this 495-nucleotide messenger RNA. RefSeq lists its product as uncharacterized. The transcript has a single exon. Lineage: Eukaryota; Metazoa; Nematoda; Chromadorea; Rhabditida; Ancylostomatidae. The coding region runs from base 1 to 495 and encodes 164 amino acids. The record is from RefSeq and is a predicted model, not a curated record.
AUGGCAACAGGCGUACUGUGCGACAAGAAAGUCCCUGUUCGACUGAAGUCGAAGAUCUACAGGACGGUUGUGCGUCCUGUUGCCCUUUACGGAUGCGAGUGCUGGCCGACGACGAAAACCUUAGAAAGAGUGUUGCACGCUAUGGAGAUGCGAAUGUUAAGGUGGACGAUAGGUGUAACGCUAAGAGAGAAAGUAUCCAACGACACUGUGCGCUCCAUCUUCGGCGUCGUCUCGAUAACUGAGAAGAUGAAGGAGGCCCGACUGAGAUGGUUCGGUCACGUCUUGCGGCGAGAGGAAGAUUCUGUUGCCAAAACCGCACUGAAGCUCGACGUUUUAGGAGUGAGGCCGCGUGGGAGGCCAAAGAUUCGCUGGUUAGACCGUGUGAAGCUGGAUAUGAUAGAUGCGCGUUUAUGUACGGCUGAUGCAAUGGAUAGAACCAAAUGGAAGACAAGAAGCAGAAAAGCGGACCCUGCAACAACGCGGGACAAACGCUAG